This is a messenger RNA of Ambispora leptoticha, 202 nucleotides long. NCBI's taxonomy places the organism in Eukaryota, Fungi, Glomeromycota, Glomeromycetes, Archaeosporales, Ambisporaceae. The record is from the annotation of a GenBank genome assembly.
CCUCUUGGCUGCACUGCAAAAAACUGGAACCGAAGCGGAAGUAAAAAACCUAAUCAGAAAUUUUACUCAACACCUCAAUAAAUUAGCCGGGGAAGGAGAAAAAAAUACCUUAUCUACCGAAAGAGAAGAAAUGAAGGGAUUAAGUUCUGGCGGUAAUCUAGUGAACUUAACUGAACGAGAUUUUAUGGAGGAGUUAGAAAAU